CUUACCCUUACAUUUGUUUCCUUCCAGGCUGUGAGAUCCCGAACCUGCAGCUGCCAAUCCCGAGCUCCACCUGCCCGAGCCUCCCAGAAUGCAGGCGGCGCCAGGCGGGAACCGCGAGCUCGGGAGCUGCCCUGGUCUAAGAGGAGAGAACCACUUGGCAUAUGGAGGAAGCCUUUGAUGGUUUGGCCCAGACACUCUUGGGCAGGUACCACCCCUAGGGAAUUCAGGACGGAACAGGAAGAUGGGCUCCUCUAGACAGGGAUUGGUGCUUGGAUGCUGCGUGCUGCUGGCCAUCGCCUGGGGCCCAGUUCUGAGCCUUGUGCCUCGUGGUCAGCAGGACGAGCUGGAGUGGGAAGAGAAGGAAGCGCUGCCGUCUCCUCCGGACCAUGAGAAGAGGGAUGAAGAAACACAGGAGAAAUACAGCCCCAGCCAGGGCAAGGACCUCCCCACUUCCAGGUGCUACAGAUGCUGUGAGCCCAGCACGCCUGUGUACCAGACGAUCCCAGCACCCCAAAUCAAUAUCACCAUCCUGAAAGGUGAGAAAGGUGACCGAGGGGAUCGAGGCCUCCAGGGGAAAUAUGGUAAAACAGGUUCCACAGGUGCCAGGGGCCAUAUUGGCCCCAAAGGGCAGAAGGGGUCCAUGGGAGCUCCUGGAGACCGCUGCAAAAGCCACUAUGCAGCCUUCUCCGUGGGCCGAAAGAAGCCUCUGCACAGCAGUGACUACUUCCAGCCCGUUGUCUUUGACACGCAGUUUGUGAACCUCUAUAAACACUUCAGCAUGUUCACCGGCAAGUUCUUCUGCUAUGUGCCAGGCAUCUACUUCUUUAGCCUCAACGUGCACACUUGGAACCAGAAGGAGACGUACCUGCACAUCAUGAAGAACCAGGAGGAGGUGGUGAUCCUGUACGCACAGGUGAGCGACCGUAGCAUCAUGCAGAGUCAGAGCCUGAUGCUGGAGCUGCAGGAGCAGGAUGAGGUGUGGGUGCGUCUCUUCAAGGGAGAGAGAGAGAACGCCAUUUUCAGCGACGAGUUCGACACCUACAUCACCUUCAGUGGCUACCUGGUCAAGCCAGCCUCGGAGCCCUAGCUCCCACCCCCUGCGGUACUGUCACGGCCUGAUGACCUCCUUGCCUUCACCCUUGCCCAUCCUUGCAUUCCACAGACACUGGAUGGAGUCUUGCCCCAGGCUGACCCCAUCAUCCCUCCCCUCAGUCCUGGCUUCUUUGGCCUUGGCUUCCUUAUUUUUGUUUUUUGACAAGAUGCCCGUGACUGGCUGCUGGGAAGCCCAAAGUGCCGUGUGGUCCCAGGUCUGGCUGCUGCGGCAGAUGAAAUCAUAGGGCGGGGUGCCUGUGAGGACGUUGGGGGACCUCCAGGUCCUUCUGUGUACACAGCCUUAGACGACCCUGUGGUGUGAUGUUCUGCAGCCACAGGGUGUUCCUGAGCACAGCCCCUGUGUGUUCCAAUUCCUGGACUUAGUUAAGCAAAUACCAGGGGUUUCAAAGUAACAAAGUAAAGUAGAGAAGAGACUGAA
Cricetulus griseus (Chinese hamster) is the source of this 1531-nucleotide messenger RNA. The record is from RefSeq and is a predicted model, not a curated record. NCBI's taxonomy places the organism in Eukaryota, Metazoa, Chordata, Mammalia, Rodentia, Cricetidae.